AUGUCUUCUCAGGCCAAAAGUGAUGAUCCCUUUUGUCUCGAGUGUCAUUGGGAAACCUUUCACAUCGAUGGAAGAGACUCUGGGGAUGCAUCUAACGAUCAUCAUCAUCCUCAAUGGGACUGUCCGGGGGAUGACCAUCACGCCUCGUUAGAGCAUUGUGACGUUGAUGAAGCAUGCUGUGAUGUGGACGACUGUGCAGACGACUGCUCAGUUGACUGUGGAUCGGUAUGCGAUGGCUUCGUCGACUGCGAUGCGUCGACAGUGUGUUCCGUAUCCCACUGCGAUGAUAAAAAUUGCAGGAGCGAAGAACCUGUCUGCUUCGAUGAGCAUUGCUUCAGCAAUAAUGACGGAGAACACGGGCUCGAGUCCUUGUUAGGACUUGGUGCUCCACUCGCAUUGGAAACAAAUGAUUUAUUGUCAUCGACCACUGUCGACAAUGGUCAAAUAGAGCAGCCAGCAAAGAAUAUAGAGCCCCCGGCUCCAACCACCGUGGAUCCUCAUCAUUGCACCAACUCUUUCUUUACACCAUACCCAACCCCCACGAAUCACUGCCACUCCCACGUCGCACACCAACACCAACAUCAACACCUACAUCAACACCACUUUGACUGCCAUAACUUCCCCAAACCGCCCGACGCAAGCUUAACGCACUCUUCGUAUCCCAUCCAGAACGAAGUGAAUCCCGCAGAUGUUUUCCACAUGCUGGGGAUGUGCACAGAUUUCUCGAGCUGCCAAGAUUACCAUGUGCCAGAGAAUAAUCACUGUCAAAAUAACUUGGGCCAGCUGAAUGAAAACUCAUCCUCAGUUCCUUUCUCCUGCUUUCACCACCCAGGACACCAUCAUCUGAACGUUCCUGUAAAGAACCCUACGCACCUGGCUGGACACACCACUCAUUCUCAUGGACCCUGCCGCUCGCAUCACCGCUGCCGGACCCAUACCCACGCGCACUCUCAUCCUUAUUCACCCUACUCACGUCAUUCUCGGUCGAGUGUCAGCUCCCAUCUUCUUUCCAGCCCGGGCGAGACGCCUCCGCCGUUGGACGGUGGGGCAUCAUCGGUUUUGACCAGUCCAGAAUUCUCUCCGGUGGAUAGUGACCUACACAUCUGUAAAUGGACUAGCUCUCGUCACGGUGUCCGAACUGCAUGUGGCGCGGCAUUUGCCGACCCGGGCGCUCUGCAAGAGCACCUCAUUUCUAGCCACAUGACGACGGUGGAUGGAGCCAAGGGCAACGGAUAUUAUUGCUGUUGGGAAGGAUGCCACCGCCCAGACGAGCCAUUCUCGCAAAAGUCCAAACUCCAGGGACAUUUCCUGACACACAGCAACCAUAAAAGCUUCCGAUGCUCUGUUUGUGGAAAGUUCUUCGCUCGACAGGCGACGCUGGACCGUCAUGAGCGGAGUCACCGGGGCGAAAAGCCCUACAAAUGUGCUGACUGUGGUAAAAGCUUUACCGACAGCAGCGAGCUGAAAACUCAUUCACGUACGCAUACUGGCGAGAAACCAUUCAAAUGUACCUAUCCAGGAUGCAACUUUCAGACGGGCGAUUCAUCAAAUAUGUCAAGUCAUCGAUUAACUCACGGGGAACGGAGACAUAAAUGCUAUUUUGCCGGGUGUACCAAGAGCUUUACUCGACCUGAUCAAUUAAAACGACAUCUUAAGACGACCCACAAACAAGACAGCCCGACGUUACCGUCCCCCAUCUCCGAAGAAUUCCUAUCCUUUGACACUACUGUCUGA
Molecule: messenger RNA, 1734 nt
Organism: Aspergillus wentii DTO 134E9
Lineage: Eukaryota; Fungi; Ascomycota; Eurotiomycetes; Eurotiales; Aspergillaceae
Product: C2H2-type zinc finger protein
Exons: 6
Coding region: 1-1734 (577 amino acids)
Biological process (GO): central nervous system development; regulation of transcription by RNA polymerase II
Cellular component (GO): nucleus
Molecular function (GO): RNA polymerase II cis-regulatory region sequence-specific DNA binding; DNA-binding transcription factor activity, RNA polymerase II-specific
Source: RefSeq, a predicted model, not a curated record